GGAGUUGGGGGUCCGCCAAGGUCCACCUUGUCUCGUAAAUAUUUCCCGUUUUAAUAUACUGUACAGUUAGAGCCCAGAGACAUUGAACUCCGUGUCAGCUCUUUGUGUGUAUGUGUGGACGUGUCUCUGCGUGUGUAAACAGGAGUGUGUGAGUUGGAAGGAGCAGCUGCACAGCUGAGGUCAGGGGAGACAGAAACACCAUAAUGGUCAGAGCUCAUGUGUGUUUGACUACAAUACGGCACCUCAUAGACACCAAGAUGAUACCAUGCAUCGGUGUACACAGGAGCCUGGCGUGUUUGCAUCGUGCUGUGGGUGGAGUUCGGUGGAAGAGCAGCUUUAGACCAGCCCCUCUACUGACAGCUGCUCCUGUUCGUGCCCUCAUAGAUGAACCGAUCAGCAUUAAAGGACGUUUCCUGCCCCCACACAGUCCUGUCACAGUGUGUGCACAAAUGCACAGUGAUGAUGGUGACCUGUGGGAGGCAUUCGCCCAUUAUAACACAAAUUCAGAUGGCACUGUCAACUUGACCAGGGAUCAUUCAGUCGGGGGUUCAUAUUUGGGCUGUGAGCCGAUGGGACUGUUCUGGGGACUGCAGCCGGCUCCUGGUUCAAGAGAAGGUUUAAGGCUGAGAAAGAAAAAUGUAGAGACUCCAUACGUAGUGCUCAUGUCCUUACUGGAGGGCCACGUUUCACCCAGUGAGAGACAGAGCACCGAGCUGGCUGCUGUAACUACUGAGCGCUGGUACAUGGCACCUGGUGUACAGAGAAAAGAGAUUCGCCAGGAUGGAGUUGUCGGGACGUUGUUUUUACCUCCCGGCCCUGGCCCAUUUCCAGCCAUGCUGGACUUGUGGGGAAGGGGAGGAGGACUGGUGGAGUACCGCUCCGCCCUUUUUGCAUCCAGGGGCUAUGCUAGCUUGUCCCUUACCUACCUGAAUCACAAAGAUUUGCCUGGCCUGCGAAGCCGUAUCAAUGUUGGUGAUCCAUAUUUCAAAUCAGCAUAUCACCUCCUUCAAGAUCAUCAUCAGGUCUGUGCUGACAGAAUCGGGAUUAUCGGUCUCUCCUAUGGAGUCUAUGUGACUCUUCGAAUGGGCACUCAGAUUGGUGUCAAACCAUCCUGUUUGAUUUGUAUCAACGGCCCAGUAGGAAUCAGUGUCAAGCCCUCAGACGCAGAUGGCAGGAUUGAUGAUGAUUAUAGUCACUUGGAGUUCUUGACAUAUUACAAUCAGGGAUAUGUGAGUUACAAAGACGCCACCUUGCCUGCAAACCUUAACCCUGAGAGCAAAGUGAAGUUAGAACAUCUCGCCUGUCCAUUGAUAUACAUAGUGGGUGAAGAUGAUCUGUGCAAUUCAAGCAUGGAGAACGCAGACGCGAUCAAGGAGACCCUGAAGGCUGCAGGAAAAUCCCAGCUGUUCACCCGUUUGUCGUACCCCGGUGCUGGUCACCUGAUAGAGCCACCUUACACGCCACACUCAAGAGCGUCGCUUUGGAGUGUCAAACAAAAUAAAAAAGCAUUUUUGCUGUGGGGAGGUCACCCUGCACCCCACGCUCCUGCCCAGGAAGAUGCCUGGAAAAAGAUCCUGGAUUUUAUGGAAACUAAUCUAAGACGAUAA
Molecule: messenger RNA, 1607 nt
Organism: Epinephelus moara (kelp grouper)
Lineage: Eukaryota; Metazoa; Chordata; Actinopteri; Perciformes; Serranidae
Product: bile acid-CoA:amino acid N-acyltransferase-like
Exons: 12
Coding region: 204-1607 (467 amino acids)
Biological process (GO): acyl-CoA metabolic process; fatty acid metabolic process
Molecular function (GO): fatty acyl-CoA hydrolase activity
Source: RefSeq, a predicted model, not a curated record